This is a messenger RNA of Leucoraja erinaceus (little skate), 2921 nucleotides long. RefSeq names its product vacuole membrane protein 1 (gene vmp1). The record is from RefSeq and is a predicted model, not a curated record. The transcript is spliced from 12 exons. NCBI's taxonomy places the organism in Eukaryota, Metazoa, Chordata, Chondrichthyes, Rajiformes, Rajidae. Gene Ontology annotation, cellular component: endoplasmic reticulum; endomembrane system; membrane. The coding region runs from base 170 to 1381 and encodes 403 amino acids. Gene Ontology annotation, biological process: autophagy; Golgi organization.
GCCGGCGCGACCCGAUUACAUCACCGCCGGGCCGCUCGGUCAUGGACGCGAUGAAAGAUCAGUUCGAAGAGACGAUGAUUAGGUUAACGGGCUAUUUUUUUCGAGAAAAGUAAACGCUUACAGUACCGGCAAAGAUGGGCGAAUCACGAGGGUGGAGAAAAUAUAUAAAAUGGCAGAAAAGGAAAAAGUCCAUGAAUCGCAGCAUCACCGUCCAAGAAUGCAGAAAGAGCAGCAGAAUGGUAAUUUCACAGAUCUCUUGUCGUUGAAUGAGCGGAAAUUGAAGGAUCAAGAGGAGAGGGACACACUAGUUUUAUGGAGACGGCCUGUUAUCACCAUGCAAUACUUCCUCCUGGAAACUAUCAUUGACUUUAAAGAAUGGACAAUAAAGUUGUGGCAACGACGGAGGAUUGUUCUGACUUUGCUAUUCUUGUUGGCUGUGACUACGGUGGCCUAUUAUGUUGAAGGCGAGCAUCAACAGUUUGUACAUUUGGUGGAAAAGAAGUGUUUAUGGUGUGCCUACUGGUUAGGCUUGGGUAUCCUGUCCUCCGUUGGUCUCGGGACAGGUUUGCACACUUUCCUGCUCUAUUUGGGACCACACAUUGCUUCAGUGACUUUGGCUGCAUAUGAAUGUAACUCUGUGAAUUUCCCGGAACCUCCCUAUCCAGAUAAAAUCAUCUGCCCUGAUGAGAAAUUGAAAGAGACCAUCUCUCUAUGGGCCAUUAUCUCCAAAGUCAGGCUGGAGGCUUGCAUGUGGGGAGCUGGCACGGCGAUAGGAGAGUUGCCUCCUUAUUUCAUGGCACGAGCAGCUCGUCUGUCAGGCACAGAAGCUGAUGAGGAAUUUGAAGAAAUACUGGAACAUGGUCAGAAUUCAGAGGGUCUUCCAACCAGAGCGAGGCUGGCUGUUCAGAACUUGGUACAAAGAGUUGGCUUCUUUGGCAUCUUGGCUUGUGCUUCAAUUCCUAAUCCCCUCUUUGACCUGGCUGGAAUAACAUGUGGACACUUCCUUGUUCCUUUCUGGACAUUUUUUGGUGCGACUCUUAUCGGAAAAGCUGUCAUAAAAAUGCACAUCCAGAAAUUAUUUGUUAUCAUCAUGUUCAGCAAGCACAUAGUGGAACAGAUGGUGUCCUUGAUAGGGGCAAUUCCAAGGUUAGGCCCAUCACUCCAAAAACCCUUCCAAGAAUACCUGGAGGCCCAGAAACACAAGCUGCACCACAAGUCUGGAGAGAAAAUGGAAGCGAGUGAAAAUUGGCUGUCGUGGCUGUUUGAGAAAAUAGUCAUUGUCAUGGUGUGCUACUUCAUUCUGUCCAUCGUUAAUUCCAUGGCCCAGAGUUACGCUAAACGGAUCCAGUCGCAGAAAUACACCGAGGAGAAAAUGAAAUGAAAAAUUAACUUUUUUUUUAGGAAUGGUCAACAGGAGGCCCAGAUUAGAUAGUGAUUCCUAACAGCCAUCUGCUGCUGCUUGAUUCCACUAACUGGAAUUAUUUUAGGGAGGCAGAGAGGAUACGUUAUAAAUGUAUACAGUUACAAGUUCUGAGAGAAUUAUUUCCUGCUUAUCAUAAGUAUUCCAGCCUGGAGUCUACUUUUGUGGAUUCUUGCCCAUCUAUUGUCUCCAUUAUUACAUUAUUUUUAAAGAAUCCUGGCUUCAGUAGAGGCCUUGUUAACAAUGAAUGGUGUUAAAUGGCAUAAAGGAAAUUGUAGAACAGAUGUAAAUAUUAGGCAUGGAAUCCAGAUGAAAGCAAUGAGUUGGAUCAUCCAAUUACUUUGGGGACAUGAAUGAAUAAACAUGGUUUGCAAAAACCACAUCGGCUCAAACACCAAUAUUGCAUUGUCUUGAGGUGCAAGCAUAUUCCCAUAAUUCCUAUUUAACCAUCAAAGGUUGGCCAUAUUUGGCACGGUGGUUGGUAAUUUCAGCUCCAUAAAUAAAGAAUAGCGGCACUGUUUUUUAAUACUUGCCACUUGUGGCACUGGUUGAAAAUAAUGCUCAAGCUCUAACAGAGAUUACUGCACUGAAAUAGUUAAAUGGGAACUUCUUAUCAUUUUUAUUGCAUAACUUUCCUAUAUUGGCGCCUUCCUCCGCAUAAUCUGUACAUUCACCUUGGUGCUGAGAUUUCACGCUGCCUACUCACCAACAACUGUUUGAGCUGUGGUUUGAUGCUGCAGGUUUUAGUGAAUGGAAGGCCACAUCAAUGUUCAAUGCUCAGAUGAGGCCCUAGUCAUACCAUCAUCUGUAGUGUACUCUCCAUUUUAGCAGAGAAAAAAGGCAUUAAUUUUGUAUCACAUAAUUUCUCCUCUUUUGCUGACAGAGGGUAGAUAUGGUGAAUGUGAGCAAACAUAUGUGGAUUUGUGAAAGAGGUUUAUAGAUAUUAUCACAAUCCUUGUUUUUUUAUUUAUCUCCCUAUUAGGCAUUGUUGUUCUCUUGUGCCCAAUGCACCUAACUUGAAAACUCUAUGCUCACCUCUACUUGCAUUUUCAACAGUGAUAAUGAAAGAAAAGCUGUAAAACCAGUCAAUCUACAAUUGUACAGAAAACAAUGUCAUGUGUAUUCUGUAAAUUUUAACACAAAGAUCUAACCUGGCUUUAUAAAACUGCAUUGUCGAUUCGCAGACUGAGCCUUCGUCCAACUCUGUCCGUUUGAUGGGGAAUGUCUUGAUCGUGUAAAAUAUUAAAAUCUUAAAGUACAUGUGCCAAUUAAGUAUAAACUCAAUGACUUACCCUGAAUAUAGGACCAUUCAUAACGAGUGAAAUAACAAAACAGAGGUCUGAUUUUAGGUCACAGUGUACAUCUUAAAUUAUCCCUGUGCGAGACAUGUUCCAUAAAAGACAUCCUUCAGAAGUAUCUCUUUAGGAGCUGUUAACUGGAGAAACUGAUUCUGUUUUAAUUAUUGCAUUUUCUAACUGGAAUAAACUUGGAAUUAUGGUGA